AUGAAAAUGGCCGCAGAAAGCUUGAUCGAAACUUCCGCCGUCAGUUUAUGCCCCAGCGGGGCCUGCGACUCCCCAGCCCCCCUCGAGUGGCUCUCAGCAGAUGAGGUACCUCAAGCCCCUGGGGUCCCUGGAGCCCCUGGGGACUCUGGGGGCACGAAAGCACCCCAAAGCCUUCCCAAAACUAACAGAUGUAAUGGUAGUAAGGGAGAUAAAGUUCGUGACCGUGUCCACCAGCCCUCGUUUGAGCAAUCGAGGCCCCCAUCUGUUUCACCUGAUUUAGGGGAAGUUCCGCAGGUCGAUGUGGCAGCAACUGCUGCUGCAGCAGAGACAGCAGAAGCAGCAACAGAGCCGUCAGAAGCAGCAGCAUUAGCAACAUCAGGAGGCUCGUACUCAGCUACAGUACUGGACAGUGCUGCAGCAGCAUUGAACCCUGCUGCAGCAGCAGCACAGACUGCGGCAAGCACAAGGCGUGCAGCAGCGCCCUCUACUUCCGCAAAAUCUUCUGCCGGUGUGUUUGUACCUGCUGCUAAAGCACCAUUCCCCUCAGCAGUAGUCCCGUCGCCAGAAGGAGCAGGAAAACCAUCACCGUUGCCAGCAGCAGCAGGUGCUUCCGCUGCUCCUUCUCGCGGCGAAUGUAGCAACCCUAGGGCCCACGAGUGCCUGUCGCACCGGAUGUCCGCUAUGAACACGCAGUUUGGCCGUUUCGUUCCUGGUUUUCUUGCUGCGGAGGAUCGGGAGCAGCAGGCUCCAUGCUGCUCUUUGAGCUCGCCGCUUCACACAAUCGUUCAUGUGUGUGAGUGCAUGUCUAGCUACGAAGUAGACAGGGCCCUGGCGAUCGAAAAUCUAAGGCUCGAGAGAGUGCGCGAUGCCCACGCGGUGGUGUUGACUCUUGCUGACAAAUAUGGGCCCGAGAAGAUCCUUGAGGAUGCUGAUUUGGUGUUGAUUUUGUACAAGUACGACGAGAUGGACCGCAUGUAUAGCGUGAUGAGCGGAAAUGUGCUCUACAAACGCCGCUGCAACUACUUUCGGAAAGUCACUUCCAGCCUUCUUCCAGAUUUGCAUUCAAGCCAUAGAAAGAAAGACAGUUGUGGUGUCCAAGAUGGCCAUCUAAACAUCCACGACGCGCACCAUGACCUAGGUGCUUGUACACCUCAUCGGGAACUUGAUCGUUGUCUCAGAGAGGGAAUGCGCAGGCAGUUUUCUCUGCGCUCUUUGGGGACUCUGACGAACUGCCAGGUCCCUGUAGAGCAUGAGUCUUGGAGCUUAGCUAUUGAAGAGCAGAACAGACUCAAAAUUUAUUACAGAAGACACAGCAGCAGUACCCUACUGAGCUUCAGAGUCGAAGGAACGGUGGAUGCAUGCCUUCUUAAUAUUAUUUCGGUCCUUAAUGAGAUGGAUCUCUACAAAGAUUGGAUCCCAUAUUACACCUUCCCCCUCAAACUCGGUCUCAGAGACGUCAAGCGGCUGUACCAAUUUGGACGCGUUGAGCAGAUUGACUUACUGCAGCUUGACUUCCCAUGGCCGAUGAACAACAGGGACUGCUGUGUUGAAAUAUGGGCAGCAGACGAUCUAGAGCACACGAACCGAUUCUUUGUCAGGGUCACCUCCCUAGAUGGGGGCACGGCCAACCCUAGAGUACCCCUGGCAAUACCGGUGCCUCCACCGAAGACUUUGCGUCUGUACUGCGAAGGGGCGGUCGUAUUGGUGCCUUUGUCUCCUACGAAAACAUUCAUAGAGUUAUUCUGGACACUGGACCCUAAAGUGCAUCUUAAUGAUUACAUUGUGAACUUUUUUGCCAAGGUUUUUGCUAAGUCCUCUUUUCACGCUUUCUGCAAAGUCUGCAUAGAGGCAACCGUCGGGGAACAUGCAAGGCGAAGAGCGCAGUUUCCCUUGCUGUACGGUUUUGUGGAAGGCCGUUUAUGUGAAUUUGAGUCCACUGUUGGGGGCACUGAGGAAAAUAGCACCAGCGGCAACAACAACAGCACACAUCUGCACAACGCCAGCAACAGCCGUAAUGCUCUGGGGGAAGAGAGCAGCGCACCCAGCCACAAUGCUGCUGCCCAGUCAGCUGUUUUGUCUGCAAAAAGCUCAAAAGUUGAUGAAGAUGAGGCUCUUGAGGGAUUGCAAAACAGGAAAAACAAAAGCAAAGGUGGCUUUCUGUUCCGCCGCCGCCGGAAUUCCUUCGCAACAGAAGUUGCCUAG
Eimeria necatrix is the source of this 2202-nucleotide messenger RNA. RefSeq lists its product as hypothetical. Bases 1 to 2202 code for a protein of 733 amino acids. The transcript is spliced from 5 exons. The record is from RefSeq and is a predicted model, not a curated record. NCBI's taxonomy places the organism in Eukaryota, Apicomplexa, Conoidasida, Eucoccidiorida, Eimeriidae.